GGCGGCGGGGCCCCGCCCCCCGGGGCAGCGCGGACGGAGGGAGUGAGAAGUGCCGGAGCGGUGCGCGGGGUCCGGGGCGCGGGGCGCGGGAGCCGGAGCCGGAGCCGCGCCAGCCCGGGGGCCGCCGGCGCGAUGCCGCUCGCCCAGCUGGGGGAGCCCUGGCCGCUCGCUGAGCUGCUUCCCCUGGAUGCCGAGAAUGGGCAAAUUCCUGGAGAAGAUGCUGGAAGACUUCUCUCCAAGGCCUCCACAGAUGUCCUGGACGAGAGAGACUGCCUCUGUACCCAGAAGGAUGAAGGCGUUGUCAAAGAGAUCUCUAUCACGCACCACGUCAAGGAGGGCUCAGAAAAGGCCGACCCCUCGCAGUUUGAGCUCCUCAAGGUCCUGGGCCAGGGCUCCUUUGGCAAGGUCUUUCUGGUGAGGAAGAUCCAGCCAGACAUGCGGCACCUCUAUGCCAGGAAGCCGCUCCCAGUGUCUGAGUUGAAAGUUCGGGAUCGAGUCAGGACCAAGAUGGAAAGGGACAUUCUAGCUGACGUCAACCAUCCGUUUGUGGUGAAGCUUCACUAUGCCUUCCAGACGGAGGGGAAGCUCUACCUCAUCUUGGACUUCCUCCGGGGAGGAGACCUCUUCACACGCCUUUCCAAGGAGGUCAUGUUCACGGAAGAAGAUGUGAAGUUCUACUUGGCUGAGCUGGCUCUGGGCCUGGAUCACCUGCACAAGCUGGGGAUCAUUUACCGAGACCUCAAACCCGAGAACAUUCUUCUGGAUGAAGAAGGACACAUCAAACUCACAGAUUUUGGCCUGAGCAAGGAGGCCAUCGACCAUGAGAAGAAAGCCUAUUCCUUCUGUGGGACGGUGGAGUACAUGGCCCCCGAAGUUGUCAACCGACAAGGCCACACGCACAGCGCUGACUGGUGGUCCUAUGGGGUGCUGAUGUUUGAGAUGCUGACGGGCUCCCUGCCCUUCCAGGGGAAAGACCGGAAGGAGACCAUGACACUGAUUCUCAAGGCAAAGCUGGGCAUGCCCCAGUUUCUGAGCACUGAAGCACAAAGCCUCCUUCGAGCUCUGUUCAAGCGGAAUCCUGCCAACAGGCUGGGCUCUGGCACUGAUGGGGCUGAAGAGAUCAAGAGGCAUAUCUUCUACUCCACCAUAGACUGGAACAAACUGUUUCGUCGCGAGAUCAAACCUCCCUUCAAGCCUGCCGUGGCCCAGCCCGAUGACACCUUCUACUUUGACACGGAGUUCACUUCCCGGACACCCAGGGACUCCCCGGGCAUCCCCCCCAGCGCCGGGGCUCACCAGCUCUUCCGAGGCUUCAGCUUCGUGGCUACAGGCUUGAUGGAAGAUGAUGGCAGGUCCAGGCCCCAGGCCCCACUGCACUCGGUGGUCCAGCAACUUCAUGGGAAGAGCUUGGUGUUCAGUGAUGGCUACGUUGUGAAGGAGACCAUCGGGGUUGGCUCUUACUCCGUGUGCAAGCGCUGUAUCCACAAGGCCACCAACAUGGAAUAUGCGGUCAAGGUCAUCGACAAGAGCAAGAGGGACCCCUCAGAGGAGAUUGAGAUCCUUCUGCGCUAUGGGCAACAUCCCAAUAUCAUCACCCUGAAAGAUGUGUAUGACGACGGCAAACACGUGUACCUGGUGACGGAGCUGAUGCGAGGCGGGGAGCUCCUGGACAAGAUCCUCCGGCAGAAGUUCUUCUCGGAACGCGAGGCGAGCUCUGUCCUGCACACGCUCUGCCGGACCAUGGAGUACCUGCACUCCCAGGGGGUAGUCCACAGGGACCUGAAACCCAGCAACAUCCUUUACGUGGAUGAGUCCGGGAACCCCGAGAGCAUCCGCAUUUGUGACUUUGGCUUUGCUAAGCAGCUUCGAGCAGAGAACGGGCUCCUCAUGACUCCCUGCUAUACUGCCAACUUUGUGGCCCCAGAGGUUCCUGAGGCGCCAGGGUUAUGCGAAGGCUGUGACAUCUGGAGUCUGGGCAUCCUUCUCUAUACCAUGCUGGCUGGAUACACUCCCUUUGCAAAUGGGCCCAGUGAUACCCCAGAGGAGAUCCUGACCCGGAUCGGGGGAGGAAAAUUCACUCUCAGUGGCGGAAACUGGGACACGAUUUCAGAAACGGCCAAGGAUCUAGUGUCCAAGAUGCUCCAUGUGGACCCCCACCGACGCCUGACUGCCAAGCAGGUUCUCCAGCACCCGUGGGUCACGCAGAAGGACAAGCUCCCCCAGAGCCAGCUGUCCCAUCAGGACGUGCAGCUAGUGAAGGGUGCCAUGGCUGCCACCUACUCUGCACUGAGCAGUUCCAAGCCCACCCCACAGCUCAAGCCCAUCGAGACGUCCAUCCUGGCCCAGCGACGGGUGAAGAAGCUGCCUUCCACCACACUGUGAGAGAUCUGGGGGCAUGUCGCAGGCCGAGGGGCUGGACCGUCACCACAGACUGCGCGUUUCCCUGAGGAAAUCUGCAUUUAAUCUGCCUGGGCAGGGAACUGGGAACCCGCCAGGUGGGAGCUCCCGGCAAGCCGCCAGCUUGGAUGGGCUCCCCUGGAGCAUGGGGGAGGGAAGAUCGCAAAGUGCCUUUCUGCUCCCAAGCACGGACCAUUCUUGGCAGGGACUUUCCUGACUAGAAACAAUCACUGUACAAACUCUUCUUCUUCUUCUUCUUCUUUUUUUUUUUUUAAAGAAAAAAGGGGGGUGGUGAUCAAUUCUUUUUUCCAGGAUCUGUUUUCAGAAGGAGAGCUGUUAACUCCAGACAGAAGGAGGGCCACAAAACAGGAUGAAGAUUCCCUCCCUCUCUGAGGAAGGGCUCAGCCUCUGUUCCUGAGCCGUGGACUUGUAAGAGCAGAUCGGGGCAUGGAUGUCUGUCUUUGGUGCUUCUGAGAUUGGAGGGUCCCUGCUGCCCGGACACCCAUUCCAGCCUGUCUUCACUUCGGUGCCCUUGGCCUUGCAAUAAAGGGAUUCUUCCCCCAGGAUCCUCUUGGGCCUAGCUCCAAAAAAGGUUACUGAGCUGCUUUCCUUGGCCAGGGGAGCCAGGAGCGGCCCUGCUUAAGGCUGGCUUUAUCCCAGCUGAACAAUUAAAAUGCAGGCUUAAGCCCUCCCCCCACCCCGCCCCACCACCUGCCAGACCGGGGGGUGCCAGGGUCAUGAAAGCACUUUUUGAAUGACUUGAGAUUCACCACUGGACAAAAUUCCCUAGAGCCAAAAUUAUGAAAAUAUGUUGGACUGACGGAAGGAAAGAGAGCUUGGGAUUUGUUUUUGUCUGUUUUUAUAAUUUGUUCCUUGGCCGGUUACUCAGGGUUCAUCUGUCUGUACGCUUUCUAAUAAACUUAUUUCUGAGAUGAGAGACUCUCCCUCUGACACUUCCUCCAGUGAUGCCCCAGCCAGGUCCCUCUCCCAGCAUCAUUAAAGUUUGGAUUCUUUAUACCA
Messenger RNA from Sarcophilus harrisii (Tasmanian devil), 3417 nucleotides. RefSeq names its product ribosomal protein S6 kinase alpha-1. Gene Ontology annotation, molecular function: magnesium ion binding; ribosomal protein S6 kinase activity; ATP binding. The record is from RefSeq and is a predicted model, not a curated record. Lineage: Eukaryota; Metazoa; Chordata; Mammalia; Dasyuromorphia; Dasyuridae. Gene Ontology annotation, biological process: positive regulation of DNA-templated transcription; protein phosphorylation; intracellular signal transduction.